Messenger RNA from Camellia sinensis, 2293 nucleotides. Lineage: Eukaryota; Viridiplantae; Streptophyta; Magnoliopsida; Ericales; Theaceae. The record is from RefSeq and is a predicted model, not a curated record.
GAGACUGCAUCUUGGCCAGCACUCUAUCCUGGUCCUGUAUCUUCGCCCAACUGCGGUGAGUGCUUAUCUUGAAAAGGGAAAAGCUAGCAAAAGCACUUCCCUUGCGUCACUAACAAAAGCUUCUUGAUUCCUUCCCCCCCACACAACAAACAUAUAUAUAUAUAUAUAUAUUUGUUUCAUGAAUCACAAUUUUUACUUCCACUCUCUCUCCUCUCCCCCCUUUCUCUCUCUCUAGAUUUUGCUAGAUGGAAGCACCUCUUCCCAUUCACAGAGCCAAGUGUCACACUCUCUUUCUCAACAUAUCCUUUCUCCUCCUCAUCAUCUGCCUAACACUCACCCAUCUCUCCUCACCUUCCAAAUCUCACUUCCUCAAUCCCCAAAAAACCAACUACUCUAAAAUCUUAGACAGUGACAACAUUGGUUGCAAAGACCUUCACAACCACCAUGAAAGCCAAUCAAAGUGCUCUUAUGUGAAAUCCCACAAGGGUUGUCAACUAGGAAGCUUCAUACCCUAUCUCCAACUCUUCUACUGCACUUUCUCCACCAACCCACCACUUGGUUUCACUCUCCUCAUCCUCGGGCUUGUCUUGCUCUUCUAUCUCCUUGGUGACACAGCUGCAAAUUACUUUUGUUCCUCACUUGAGGGCUUGUCUAGGGUUUUGAAUCUCUCUCCUUCUAUUGCUGGUGUGACUCUUCUCUCUCUUGGGAAUGGCGCUCCAGAUCUCUUCUCAAGCAUAGCUUCUUUCAUGGGAGAUUCAUCAGGAGGAGGAGAGAGUGCCAAUAGUGGUGAUGUUGGGCUCAAUAGCAUUUUGGGUGGAGCAUUUUUUGUGUCAAGCAUUGUGGUUGGAAUCAUAAGCAUUUGUGUGUGCCAUAGCCGGGUAUCGGUCAAUAAGUCAAGUUUCAUUAGGGAUGUCCUCUUCUUCCUACUCUCCAUCCUAUGCCUACUUGUGAUUAUCGCAAUUGGAAAGAUCAACUUAUGGGGUGCAAUCUCUUUUCUUUCUCUCUACCUUGUUUAUGUGUUCUUGGUGUCCACCUCGGAGCUUUGUAAUAGUAAUAGUAGUAAGGAUAGAUCUAUAGGAAGCUCCUGCAGUUCCCCCAUGUGCAGUACUGUUGUUUUACUAGGCCCAUCUAAGCCCCUCCUGUCUGCAUCCCCUGAGUUAGGAGCACCUUUGUUGGGUUUAAUAAUUGAUAAGAGCCCUAUUUCUUCAAUCAUUGAUCAAGAAAACCAUGAGCUUCAAGUUGGUGAACCAAAAGGUAUAAGAUGGUGUUUGAACAACAUUGAAUUUUCAAGAUUUUGGUGGUGGUUUGGGAAACUUUUGUGCAUUCUAGAGCUUCCACUUGACUUGCCAAGAAGGCUAACCAUACCGGUCAUUUCUGAGGAGAGAUGGUCCAAGCCAGUUGCAGUUAUAUCAGCCACGCUAGCUCCAAUUUUCUUGGCUGUGAUUUGGGACUACUAUGAUGGUCCUCCAAACACAAACCAGCUUUUGAUAGUUGGAAUUGGUGCCUCAUUUGGAAUUGUUUUGGGUGUUUUUGCUUUCUUCACCACUGAGGUGUCUGGCCCACCAAGGACUAGGAAGUGCUUGUUCCCAUGGCUUGUAGGGGGGUUGAUGAGCAUCACUUGGACAUACAUUCUUGCCGAUGAACUGGUUUCUCUGUUGGUCUCACUAGGCCUUGUAUUGGGCAUAAGCCCUUCAAUUCUAGGGCUGACUGUCCUUGCUUGGGGCAACUCUCUUGGUGACUUAGUCUCCAAUUUGUCAAUGGCAAGGAAUGGUGGCCCAGAUGGGGUCCAGGUUGGCAUUUCAGGGUGCUAUGCUGGGCCCAUUUUCAACAUUGUUGUGGGCUUGGGCUUGUCACUUGUUUUUUCAUCAUGGGCUGUGUAUCCAUCUUGUUGUGUCAUACACACAGAUUCAACUGUGUAUGAAACUGUGGGCUUUCUAAUGGGUGGAUUGCUUUGGGCCCUCGUAGUCCUGCCCAUUUACAAUAUGAGGCUUCAUAGGUUUCUGGGUGUUGGGCUUUUGGCCAUAUAUUUGUGCUUUCUUUGCCUCAAAAUGGCAAGAACUCUUGGCCUACUGCAAUAACUUCACGUGUCUCUAUCCCACUUCAUGACAUAAGGAGGCCUAACAGUGGCUCAUUUUGUAUAUAGCAUUCCUCAGAAGAAGAAAAAAAAUGCUAGCUAUCGCCGCAUAUAUUUGAUUAUUUUUAUUUUAGUUCUUAUGUGUAUGAUUGUAUGAUUGUAUUGAACCACAUAAAAGGUGAAGAGUUUAGACAAAUAUAAUCAGGUAUGAAGCACGGA